Molecule: messenger RNA, 1140 nt
Organism: Fonsecaea nubica
Lineage: Eukaryota; Fungi; Ascomycota; Eurotiomycetes; Chaetothyriales; Herpotrichiellaceae
Exons: 2
Coding region: 1-1140 (379 amino acids)
Source: RefSeq, a predicted model, not a curated record
AUGCCAGAACCUGAAAAUGUAACGAUGAUCCCCAUCCUGCUACCCUCUGCGACCCCUUCUUCUCUCGCCGCCACACCACGGUUUCAACGGGCGACCCCGACGGUCAGGGAUGACAUUCAGACGAAUGUUGACGACAACGACGACGACGAGGCCGACUCAGCAAUUUCGUCAAAGGGCCGCUUGAUCGCUACCACUGGCGGGGGAGAUAUACUUGAUUUCGACGACGACGAAACCCAUCAAACACUCUCGCCGCUGUAUAUUCGAGGGGUUCGUGUAGCAGAGGACGUGGAAGAAGAUGACCAUGACCCCGGAAACGAACCAUCAUCACCUCUGCAGCAUCGACUGAGAGAUCCCGGCCCAGCCACCAAACGACGCAAGGUAUCUCACCCUGGAACUAACGUCAGUGCUGCGCCCAUCGCCAUCUCCUCCUCUUCCCCAGAACACCAUGACCUUGAUGAGACGAGUUUCCAGAUCGACGCCGACUCUCCCACCUCGCUGUCCGAUCUAGAGGACGACAUCGGCCAGCCUAGAAGGCCAACAGCGGCAUUCAACGACUCGUCGAGCAGGAUUUCCCGCUUCAGGCCCAUCCCCACGAGUACUCGAGGCUUGACUCUACACAGCCCCGUCGUCUCGAGGACCGUCUUCAAACCGCCCGGCCCAGACGACCCCGCUGCGCGUGCAUCGACCGGCAGCGGCACCGGCACCGGACCCGUUCUCCCGGACAUCUUCUCGCCCUCGCGCCGCCGCGGCAAGAGGGACUAUCUCCCCGGCGGCAGCGCGUCGCUGGUCCGGAGCUGGGUGCUGGACAUCGCGACGCGAGAGUCCCACGUCGAAUUCCCCGCAGAGGAAACGCUCCAGGUAGCCCAGGUCGAGAGGGACGCUAGUGGCCGGUUCGUCCUCGUGUCCGACGACCAGGGCCACCGGUGGCUUCUGCCGGAACAGCAGCACGAGAGACCCGGUAGUGGUGGCGGUGGUGGCAGCAGACGCUCCAGCCUCGACCACUCAUGGUCAGAUGUACGUCCCGGGUCACGGAUCCUCAUCAAGGGCAAAGCUACCAGGUGGACUAUCGAUCUAGGGUCGCAAGGUCUGGGUGAUGUGGUUGUCGCUGCAUAUUGGGAACCCACCACCUCCCCGGGUUGA